AGGUUGUUGGGUUUAGAGCCGGGCGGAGACCACGGAGACUCAUUCCUCAGGAGCAAGGGUCGGGUGUCAAGGAGACCUCUCCGCGCCAGCUCGCGUUCCCCGCCUACGGUGGGUGGGAGCGCACGGCAGAGACAAAGGAUAUCAGUAGGGCUUGGACUUAGCGGCGAAGGGAAGUCGGGUGUCCGUGUGGGGCGGUGGGCGUCUCGGGCUGGGGGCGGGGGGAGGGCGAGGCUCCCGGCGAGGGGAGGGGGGCUGUAUUUAAACUCCCGGAGCCGUUAAGUUGGUUCGCACUCCCGAUGCGCGCGCAGCCCGGGUGGUGGCGGAGUGCGCAUGCGUGGCUGCUGGGCGAGCGGAACGCGCGCCCGUCGUGCGCGCUCGCGGCGGAGUGGUAGUGGCGGCGGCGGCGAGGGUGGCGGCGCACGCGCAGUGGCUUCCUCGGCUUGUCCGGGUCUCGCGGGCAUCUUGUUUUGGUCUCGCGGGCGAGUGGGGCGCGCUCGGUGGGGCGCGGGAGGGAGGGAGGUGGAGGCGCUUGGGCGCGAGGCCGAGCUGCGCGCGCACUCGGGGAAGGGGAGGGAGUGAGGCGGGCUUAGGAGGGUUGCAGGGGGCUUCCCCCUUGAUCUCUUCUCGGUGCCUUCGCUUGGGAAGGGGAAAUUAAACGGGGCGAGGAGAUGAUCGAGAUGGCGGCGGAGAAGGAGCCCUUUCUGGUGCCGGCCCCGCCGCCGCCGCUCAAAGAUGAGUCGGGCGGAGGGGGCGGCCCCGAGGUGCGAUCGCACCGAGAGGCAGCCUCCGGGGAGCUCCGCGACGGGACGGAACGCGGCGGGCCGGGCCCACGCGCGCCCUCGGCCGGGGCCGCGGCAGCCAGCGGAGGGGGCGGCCCCCAGGCACAGGCGCACGGGGAGCCCCACGGGCGAGCCACUGCUCCUGCGGACGUGGGGGAGGAGCGCCGGGGAGGGGGCGGGACGGACCUGGGUCCCCCGGCCCCUCCUCGACCUCGCAAUGGCUACCAGCCCCACCGACCCCCCGGGGGUGGCGGGGGCAAAAGAAGAAAUAGCUGUAACGUAGGGGGAGGGAGCGGUGGAGGCUUCAAGCAUCCGGCCUUCAAGAGGCGCCGGCGGGUGAAUUCGGACUGCGACUCAGUGUUACCCUCCAAUUUUCUUCUGGGGGGCAAUAUAUUUGAUCCACUGAACCUGAAUAGCCUCCUGGAUGAGGAAGUAAGUCGAGCGCUCAAUGCGGAGACCCCAAAGUCAUCCCCACUUCCGGCCAAGGGGCGAGACCCUGUGGAGAUCCUCAUCCCCAAAGAUAUCACUGACCCGCUCAGUCUCAACACUUGCACUGAUGAGGCCCAUGUAGUUCUUGCCUCGCCACUCAAGAUUGGUCGCAAGCGCCAUAGACACCGGGGACCGCACCACCAGCAGCAGCAGCAGCAGCAGCAGGCAUCUGGAGGGAACGAUAGCAAUGCCGCGCUGCCCACUGACCCUCUCACCCCCUCACUCCACGGGGAGGGUGCCACGCAGCAGCACAGGGGCCAGAACCGAGAUGCCCCUCAACCUUAUGAACUCAACACAGCCAUCAACUGCAGGGAUGAAGUUGUGUCUCCCCUUCCCUCUGCCCUGCAGGGCUCCUCAGGCUCCCUUUCUGCCCCUCCAGCUGCCUCAGUUACCUCUGCACCUUCAUCUUCCUCCUCCCGACAUCGCAAACGUCGCAGGACUUCCAGCAAGUCGGAGGCAGGGGCUAGGGGUGGAAGCCAGGGUUCCAAGGAAAAGGGCAGAGGGAGUGGGGGAGGCCGCCAUCACCACCCACUACCUGCCACUGGCUUCAAAAAGCAACAGCGAAAGUUCCAGUAUGGGAACUACUGCAAGUACUAUGGCUAUCGCAACCCUUCCUGCGAGGACGUGCGCCUUAGGGUACUGAAGCCCGAGUGGUUUCAAGGCCGGGACGUCCUAGAUCUGGGCUGCAAUGUUGGCCAUCUGACCCUAAGUAUUGCCUGCAAGUGGGGCCCAGCCCGUAUGGUGGGGCUGGACAUUGAUCCACGGCUUAUCCACUCUGCCCGCCAAAAUAUCCGACACUACCUGUCUGAGGAGCUUCGUCUCCAAGCCCAGACUUCUGAGGGUGACCCAGGGACAGAGGGGGAGGAAGGGACUACCACUGUCCGAAAAAGGAGCUGCUUCCCAGCCUCACUGACAGCCAGCCGGGGUCCCAUCGCAGCACCCCAAGUGCCCUUGGAUGGAGCAGACACAUCUGUCUUCCCCAACAAUGUCGUCUUCGUCACGGGUAACUAUGUCCUGGACCGAGAUGAGCUGGUGGAUGCCCAAAGACCUGAGUAUGAUGUGGUGCUCUGCCUCAGCCUCACCAAGUGGGUGCAGCUGAACUGGGGUGACGAGGGGCUGAAGCGCAUGUUCCGCCGGAUCUACCGCCAUCUGCGCCCUGGGGGCAUUCUGGUCCUGGAGCCCCAACCAUGGUCCUCCUACUGCAGGAGAAAGUCUCUGACGGAAACAAUCUAUAAGAACUACUUUCGAAUCCAGCUGAAGCCAGAACAGUUCAGUUCCUACCUGACAUCUCCAGAGGUGGGCUUCUCCAGCUAUGAGCUUGUGGCCACACCGAGUAACACCUCCAGAGGCUUCCAGCGUCCUGUGUACUUGUUCCACAAGGCCCGUUCCCCCAGCCACUAAGUGGCCUUCUCAACAGAAGGUGUGAAGAGGCUGCCCUUGCUGCUCCUGAGGACCUGGGGGAAGAGGAAAUUAUCCCAAGGUCUUUCCUGUCUAACUCCAAAAAGUUUCCUUUCUUGGAUCUGUAAAGAGAGCUUUUCUUAAGUUGCUUCUCCCAAGUUUUCUCCCUGACACCUCUGGCACUUGAGUAAGCCCAGCUGUGCUGGAAUUACAUCAGCUUCCUCUCCCAGCCUGCUGGGCUGGAUGGCAUGGACUGUUUGCUGACUGUCCUCCUAGGGCAUGGGAAGGGAGAAUGUCCAGUUCUCUAGGCCCUUCCUCCUGUUCUCCAAAGGAGAUUCCCGCUUCUCGGCCUUUGUUCCUAGCUGCACUUAAGUGGACCAUGGAUGGACUAAGGGUGUUAGAGGGGAAGUUUGGUAAGGAGACACACAGGUACUGUGAAAAUCCUUCCUUCUGCUGUCCCCCGGUGGGAGAGGGAGCUGGGUUUGGAAUGUGAGAACAGCACAAUAAACUUGAUAACUAGGGCAGUGGCCCCUGCA
Peromyscus leucopus (white-footed mouse) is the source of this 3202-nucleotide messenger RNA. RefSeq names its product methylphosphate capping enzyme (gene Mepce). Gene Ontology annotation, biological process: snRNA modification. The record is from RefSeq and is a predicted model, not a curated record. The coding region runs from base 669 to 2669 and encodes 666 amino acids. Gene Ontology annotation, molecular function: O-methyltransferase activity; RNA methyltransferase activity; snRNA binding. The transcript is spliced from 4 exons. NCBI's taxonomy places the organism in Eukaryota, Metazoa, Chordata, Mammalia, Rodentia, Cricetidae.